This is a messenger RNA of Anthonomus grandis grandis, 1183 nucleotides long. Its product is annotated as mitochondrial amidoxime reducing component 2-like. Gene Ontology annotation, molecular function: molybdenum ion binding; pyridoxal phosphate binding; catalytic activity. The transcript is spliced from 7 exons. The record is from RefSeq and is a predicted model, not a curated record. Lineage: Eukaryota; Metazoa; Arthropoda; Insecta; Coleoptera; Curculionidae. Bases 95 to 1111 code for a protein of 338 amino acids.
CACUGCUCAACAUGACCUAUUAAAGAUGUCAUAUUUUUAUUUGUUAAUUUUAUUCAGUUAAAAGUGGUCUUGUGUUUGCAACGUAAUAAUUAUAAUGGCUCCUGUGCUAUCGACGAUAACUUCACAAGUAGCAAUUGGCGUCGGAACUAUUGCUAUAACUAUAAUUAGUGGUCUAAUAUUAAAAAAGAUGCUUCGAGAAAAAGUCCCUCAAGAAUGGCAACAGAUUGGCACCAUUACAAAGUUGUACAUCUACCCACUCAAAAGUGCUAAAGGCAUCGAAUAUGAUACUCUGGUGGUUACUGAGAAAGGGGUCACAGAGCCGAAGAAAAAUGACAGCUCUUUGACCCUAAGGGAUAGAUCUUUUGUGAUGUACAAGCCAGAUGUCAAGGAAAUCAGAACGGCCAGGCAGCUACCAAAAGCCUUUCUCAUUGAGAUUAGAGCAGCGGAGAGGGGGGUGAUUCUGAGUGCUCCUAAUCAGAAUGAUAUUUACAUUAGCAUACCUGAAGUGCAAAAUAAUGUUGCAGUUACAUUUGGCAAAGAAGUGUUUAUUUGUACAGAUUGUGGAGACGCUGUCGCCAAAUGGUUAAGUAAUUACUUACUGGGAGAAGAUAAAGGAUUAAGGUUGGGCUAUGGCAAUGGUAGUGUAAAGAGAGACAUCCGUAGCAGUAAUCAAAAAUUGGCUGAUUAUUACACCAAUAUGGAUAAUAAAAUGGCGGGAAUUUUCAGCGAUCUAGCAGCUUUGCAUGUUGUAAAUCAAGCGACCAUAGAUGACUUAAACCACCAUUUACCCGAUGACCAACAAAUUACUUUCAACAAUUUUCGGCCGAAUAUACUAAUUGAAGGUCCUGAAAAGUUUGCUGAAGACGACUGGUUAUAUGUAAAAUUUGGCGAAGUUAUUACCAAAGUGGGUUUGGAGUGUUUGAGAUGUAUAGAGACCACUAUAUCUUCCGAUGGAGUGAUGAACAAAGAAAGACAGCCGCUGAAGAUGUUAGAACAAUAUAGAAGAACAAAAGGUCCGUUUAGUAAUGGAGUUAUGGGUGCCUAUCUAAGAGUAUUAAAAACUGGAGUAAUCCAUAAGGGAGAUCCCGUUUAUAUACCAAAAACUUUGUAAAUACUUUUUCGAAAGAACAUGUAUAUUGUAAUUAUAAUUUUACGAAUAAUAAAUAGGUACUCAUCGGUUUUA